UCCACAAAGCAGUCCCGUAAUACAUUAUUUUCUUUUGUUCAAAGAUGUAAAUACUGAAUGAAUGAUGAAUGCAUGACUAUCCAAAUUUCCUUUCUGCCCCAGUCUUUUUUACCCAACUCCAGUCAAAGGAGACUCCCAGUCUCAUUUUUCUGAGCAUUCUCAAAUUAAACCAUUUCUACUAUCCAGGUGGGGUGCAGGUUCGCGCCUUCCAGCGGGGAGGGCAGGGGAGAAGAGCUGAAGGACGGAUUCAGUGGAAAUUGCCAGCGAAGGAAAGGGAACUGAUGUGUUUAUUGCAAAUGAGAUGAAUGACCUGAAUCCAUCCCAGGAAGCUUAGAGCCAGUUCUGUAGAAGCUGAUUGGAUCAUAGAACGGGAAGUUGGUAGCAAUCUGCACCUGGGGAAUAUGGGCUGAGGCUCAGAUUCCACCACUGCUCCCCAAAAAAAUUUGCAAAAGGAGAGGGUUGGACUAGAUGUUCAUUUCUAGAGCUAAUCAUAUGCUCUAUGGGUACUUUGUUUCCUCUACCUAAGCAACACUCUUCCAUUUCCUCCAGUCUCCACACCUUCUAUCGAUCCCCGCGUGCUUCUACUCCACGUGGUUCUGUUUACAUCAGUUGCCUCGGAAACGAAGGCCGGGAGAGGCUCCAUCAGGUCACAAUAAUAAAGAGCCAAUGGACGCUCCGCGUCUCAGUGACGUAAGGACGUACGGGGCGUGGCCAGACAGUCCUGGAACGCUGUGCGGCGACUAUCCGCUGGGUGGCGCUGUUUUCCUGGGGAGGUCCUCAUUGGGGCCCCUGGCGGAGGUGGGGAGAGGCGGGCAGGAGCCAGGGCCAAGGAGCCCUCUGCGUCAGCUGUUGCUCACUGCGCCGCGCCAGUGUCAGGCGGGACUUACCCGCAGCUCCAUGCCUGUUUUCGGCUUGGCACAUCCACCCUUAGAGAACCAGCCCAUGCCGCUCCCAGCCCCCACUGAGCUUCGCCCUGAAGGAUGUCCCAGCUCUCCUCCACCCUGAAGCGCUACACAGAUUCAUCCCGCUACACAGACACCCCUUACUCAAAAUCCAGCUAUGGGUCCUACACCCCUUCCUCCUAUGGAACCAACUUGGCUGCGUCCUUCCUGGAGAAGGAGAAACUCAACUUCAAGCCCGCACACUCCUCUGGAUUUCUCAACACCCGUCCCCGGACAUAUGGCCCUGCCUCCAUCCUGGACUAUGACAGAGGCCGUCCUGUGCUGAGGCCUGAGGUCGGAGGUAUUAUUAAAAGAGGAGAGAGCCAAAGCAGGAUCACUGAGCGACCUUCUGGGAGUGGACUCAGUGGAGGCAGCAACCUGCCUUAUGGAAUGCCCAGUAGCUCUCUCAACUACUUGCCCAUAAACUCUCGGGACCAGGUAGUGCCCCUGACCCAGAAGAAGUCUAACAGUCACUCGGACCUGGCCCGAGAUUUCUCUGGCCUUCGGACCACGGACGGCUAUAGGAUGGACCCUGGGCCAGGGCGGAGCCCAAUGCUUGCCCGGACCCGAAAGGAGUUGUGUGCCCUACAGGGGCUGUACCAGGCAGCCAGUCGGUCAGAGUAUCUAUCGGACUACUUGGAGAACUAUGGGCGCAAGGGCAGUGCCAGCCAGGGGCCGGCCCCAGCCCCAAGGGCCCUGGAGGCCCUCAGCCCCACCUACAGACCUAAUGGCCGCUAUAGCCUGUGGGAAAAGGGCAAGGGCUCCAGCCCUUCCACCUCCCCAGGGCGGGAUAUUAUGACCUCCAAGAGCACCCAGGGUCUGGCUGGUCUUCGAAACCUUGGGAACACGUGCUUCAUGAACUCAAUCCUGCAGUGCCUGAGCAACACCCGGGAGCUGAGAGAUUAUUGCCUCCAAAGGCUCUACCUCCGUGACCUCAAUAGCAGCAGCCAUGCACAUACAGCCCUUAUGGAGGAAUUUGCAAAACUGAUCCAGACCAUAUGGACUUCUUCAGCUAAUGAUGUGGUGAGCCCAUCAGAAUUCAAGACCCAGAUCCAGAGAUUUGCACCCCGAUUCGUUGGCUAUAAUCAGCAGGAUGCUCAAGAGUUCCUUCGUUUUCUACUGGAUGGACUCCACAAUGAGGUGAACCGGGUCACAGUACGGCCUAAGUCCAACCCUGAGAACCUCGAUCACCUUCCUGAUGAGGAGAAAGGGAGACAAAUGUGGAGGAAAUAUCUGGAACGGGAAGACAGUCGAAUUGGGGAUCUCUUUGUUGGGCAGCUAAAGAGCUCCCUGACAUGUACCGAGUGUGGUUAUUGCUCUACCGUCUUUGAUCCCUUCUGGGACCUCUCCCUACCCAUUGCUAAGCGGGGCUAUCCUGAGGUGACUCUGAUGGACUGUAUGAGGCUCUUCACCAAAGAGGAUGUGCUUGAUGGAGAUGAGAAACCAACAUGCUGUCGCUGCCGAGCCAGAAAAAGGUGUAUAAAGAAAUUCUCCAUCCAGAAGUUCCCAAAGAUCUUGGUGCUCCAUCUAAAGCGAUUCUCGGAAUCCAGGAUACGAACCAGCAAACUCACAACAUUUGUGAACUUCCCACUGAGAGACCUGGACUUGAGAGAAUUUGCCUCAGAGAACACCAACCACGCUGUUUACAACCUGUAUGCUGUGUCCAAUCACUCUGGAACCACCAUGGGCGGCCACUACACUGCCUAUUGUCGGAGUCCAGUGACCGGAGAGUGGCACACUUUCAAUGACUCCAGCGUCACACCCAUGUCCUCCAGCCAAGUGCGAAGCAGUGAUGCCUAUUUGCUCUUUUACGAACUGGCCAGUCCACCCUCCCGUAUGUAGCGGCAGGGGCGCCACACCCCACCUCCCCCUCCCCGUGGCAGCCCCACAUCCCAAGUUUUUUUAAAAAGACAAAAAAAAAGAAACUGCAAAUGAAAGCGAAAGAGAGAGAGAGAGUAAUAAACUAAAAUAAAGCUGCCGAGCAGGAGUUUAUGCAGCCUGGUCAGAGCCCGGGAGACAGGAGCUAGGUGUUCCCGAGGCUCACCCAGGCCCGGCCGGGGGAAAGCUAGAGGACGAGGAGGAGACUGGAGUCAGCAAGGCGCUCCCUCGGCUUCUCGUGUUUUCUUUUUUCAAACCUGUGUUUUCCAUGUGUGUAAUAAAUAACAGCAGUUUGUGGGGAGAAGGCCCUCAUCCAUUUGCUGCUGUCUCCAGCCUCCGACCCCUCCUGAGGAAUCCACACCCUCGGGAGCCCGACUAGGAGGACCGCUGCCUGGACAUGCUGGCUCUGCAGAGAGGAGACCCCGUCCCCGCACGGCCAGCCGACAGAGUCACACGUGAGCCAAGAGGCCUCCUGACGCUGCUAACUCCAGAGGAACUGAUUGUGGGAUAUUUUUUUUUUUGAAACAAGCAGUUUUUGUUUUUAAAAGCCCAAUUUUCUUUUUUCUUUCUUUUUGUUUUUCAAACAACUACAAGCAGAGUUCUCAAACUGGAGAUGUUCUCCCAUAUGCCUCUUUGCAAGCUGGGGAGUUGUGUUGGUUUUAUUUUUUAACUUGUCAAGCACAACUUUUUCUAACAGUAGCCCCCCAGUGGUGCUAGGCAGGUAUGUCAGCAGGGCCCCGGGCACAGCCAUUAUAGAACUGGCAUCUAACAAGUUUAGGAUUUUUUUUUUUUUUUAAGCUUUUUGGAUGGAUCCUAGUUGCCUCUGAGAAUUGUGCCUUACAGCAUUUGGGGACUAGGGGAAUGCCCUUCCUAGAUAUAUCCCUCUGCCUUGUUUUCCCUUCCCCCAGUGCCAUGCUCAGACCUGCUGGGGGAAUAGGAGCUUCUUCCUUACACCACUGACUUAUUUCACAGUGCAGUGAGAUGAAGGAGGCAAGUCAGUAAGGAGAACUUAUCUCAUGACAAGGUGUCUGAUUCUCCCUACCCACUUCCUCCAAUUGAUCUAUGGUUCCACUCCCCAGGCAUUUAAAGGACAGUACAAACCACAUUUCCCUGGCACCAUUCCCAGUUUUUUCUUUUAAUUUAUUCCCUUCUUCCCUUUCUUGCCCCUUCUCCCCUCAGAGCUUCUCAGACAUAGGCCCCUUGGACUGAGUUUCUCAGGGACACUGCCCCUUUAGCUCCUUUGGCAUCAGUCUUUAGUACCAUCCCUAGAGCUACAGCCAUGAGUGCUUUGGGACAUGCUGCCUCAACCCUUAGUGUUUCUCCCCCCCCCCCCAAGGGCCUGGUUCUGCCCUUAGGUAGAUGGACACAACUCCACUGGGUCUCUGGAAAGGAAGAUUAUUCAGCCCCAAGGAACUGAGCUCCGUAGGUUCCCUCCCCCCACCAGCAGACCCAGGAUCAACUUGUGCUCCUCAGAUUGAGGCACUCCAGUGCAUUAAGGGGAGAACCCUAUAGGUUUAGCUGGCCUGACCCCUUCUUCAGGGGAGACCUGUAAACCUGAGCCAAGGGGCUGGUGUACACUUGCUUACCGUGUAAGCAAGAGUAAGAGAGAAUGUCUAAUGUACAGUGGAACCUUGUACAGAAUAAAUUUUAGCUUUGAGAAAAAAUACUAGCCUUUUUUAUGAGUCAACUGUUGACUUGGGGGAGGGCUAAUGUGUCCAGCCAGAGUCUAGGUGACCAACCAAGCCUACCUUGGGUAUCAGAUAUUCUGCCCUUAGUGAAGUAUAUUGGGCAAUCAGUCAUUGCACAUUCUAGAAUCUCAGGACUAGAAAAGGUCUCCCAGGUUAUCUAAUCUAACCCCUCCUCAAUAGGAACUGGUCUUCCAGCCUCCACUUAUAAACCUCAGGGUUGAAUAUAUUUCCUAAGGUAACACAUCCCAUUGUUAGCUCAAAUUAUCAAAGAGGUCUUUAAAUCUGGCUUCCCAUGGCCUUCUGCUCUUUGGCCCUGUUCUCUGACAACAUGCUAGGACCUCAGUUUCCUCACCUGAAAUAAGGUGAGGCUUGAUCAGAUCUUUUCAGCCCUUUCAAUGUCCAAAGUUCUAUGACUCUAAUCUCUCUUUAAUAAGCAACCUAACCUUUACCCUUCUGAGCAGUCUAUUUGAAAGACCACCCAUUGGUAACAAAAGUCACUUUAUUUAAAUCAAGAAUCCCAUGCCUACAAGAUUGCAAAACCCUUCUCGCUACGUAAUUAUCAACAUUUCUGUUGGGACAAAGUAAAACCGUGGCCCUAUGUAGUAGUGGCAGUCUUUUUUUUUCUUUCAGCUUUAUGUAAUAUAACUUUGCCUCUUGAGUCCUUUUA
Messenger RNA from Gracilinanus agilis (Agile Gracile Mouse Opossum), 5174 nucleotides. It is a transcript of the gene USP2, whose product is annotated as ubiquitin specific peptidase 2. The coding region runs from base 981 to 2783 and encodes 600 amino acids. NCBI's taxonomy places the organism in Eukaryota, Metazoa, Chordata, Mammalia, Didelphimorphia, Didelphidae. Gene Ontology annotation, cellular component: cytoplasm. The record is from RefSeq and is a predicted model, not a curated record. The transcript is spliced from 13 exons. Gene Ontology annotation, molecular function: cysteine-type deubiquitinase activity. Gene Ontology annotation, biological process: protein deubiquitination.